Molecule: messenger RNA, 446 nt
Organism: Carassius auratus (goldfish)
Lineage: Eukaryota; Metazoa; Chordata; Actinopteri; Cypriniformes; Cyprinidae
Product: scavenger receptor cysteine-rich type 1 protein M130-like
Exons: 3
Coding region: 63-446 (127 amino acids)
Cellular component (GO): membrane
Source: RefSeq, a predicted model, not a curated record
GUGGAGCAGCACUGAGGGCUGAUGGGAAUUCAGUCUUUGGUGCUGGUGAAGGUGUUGUGUGGAUGAACAGAGUCGAGUGCAGAGGGAAUGAGAUUCACCUGUGGGACUGUCCUCUCUCCCUGAAAAACCACACUGACUGCUCCCACAAAGAGCACGCUGGACUCACCUGUGCAGAUUUGCCAGAUUUGUCAGUGUCCACUACUCCUGCCACAACAUCAGCUUCUCCUCCAGCAGUGUCUUUCUCCGUCCCCCCAGUUCUUGUGAUUGUUCUGGGAGUUGUGCUCUUACUGCUCUUAGUGCCACUGCUUAUACUGAUUCAGCAGAACAGAGUGAUGAGGAGAGCUCUCUCUAAGAGGAGACACAGGACGACGACUGAGGCCGUUUAUGAGGAGAUUCAGCACAGACUCACUAUCAGACACAGUCUCUUCACUCAGAGGGGUGAGUAA